Truncatella angustata is the source of this 849-nucleotide messenger RNA. RefSeq names its product Translin. Gene Ontology annotation, molecular function: RNA endonuclease activity; RNA binding; sequence-specific DNA binding. The record is from RefSeq and is a predicted model, not a curated record. Lineage: Eukaryota; Fungi; Ascomycota; Sordariomycetes; Amphisphaeriales; Sporocadaceae. Gene Ontology annotation, cellular component: cytoplasm; nucleus. Bases 1 to 849 code for a protein of 282 amino acids. The transcript has 3 exons.
AUGCCUGGAGUCAAGCGAGAUUACCGAGGAAACAAGCGGGAUCUCCCUGUCCGCGAUGUCCCACGAAAUCAGUACACCUCAAUGUUUGAGGGCUUUCGCGAUGAGCUCGACAAGCAUCACGACCGCAGAGAAAAGAUCGUUAAGGUCUCGAGAGACGUCACGGCAUUGAGCAAGAAGAUCAUUUUUUCGUUGCAGAGAGUGCGCAAGCUUAACCAGCCUAUCCCCGCCAAUAUCACCAAGGAAAAUGAAGAGCGGUUGGUUGACAUAAAAGCUCUGCUGUCGACUAUUGUGGAGGAUGUGUCGGGCAUUCGUCGACACCGUUACAAUCUCAUGUGCUUGGAAGAGUUUGUCGAGGCUGUAUCCUUCGCCCACUAUCUCGAACACCAGGAACUCAUCACUCCUCAAAAGACGCAGGAAUGGCUCGGCGACGUCAACGUUCCAUUCACUCCUGCUGAUUACAUCUACGGUGUCUUUGAUCUCACUGGCGAGAUGAUGCGCUUCGCUACCACAGUCACGGCUCUCACCGGUGCGAUCCCCACGGGUAUCACGGAAGACAAGCAGGAUGACGAAGACGCCAUGAAAGUGGAUGAGCCAUCCAACGCAAAUGAUGUUCCGCCAAGAAACAUCCUGAGUGAUCUGCAAGACGUCUCCAGUAUGCUGCAGCUCAUUCAGUUGUCUGACAGAACGUACAAGAAAAAGAAGGACGUCAUGAUCGAACAGGUGCGAAAGGUAGAACGUGUUGGCUACGGUGUCACUGUUCGUGGUAAUGAGCGUCCUAAGGGCUGGAUGCCGGAUAUGAAUGAAGAUUAUGGUGGCGGAAAUCAUGAUGACGAUGGAGCUUUGGAAUAA